GCCCACAGAUGUCCCAGAAUAACCCAAACCUGGGGAACCUCCUUGGCUUGAAGGGGGAGAGCGAUGGUGGGCACCUGUCAGCUGCGGGAGAUGCCACCCAGUAUCUGGGCAAGACCGUGAAGGCGCUCGUUCAGGAGAAGCUUGCAGAGCCCUGGAAGAUGUAUUUGCGCAGGUUUGGCACUAAGGAUUUCUGCGACGCCCAGUGCGACUUCCUUCACAAGGUGCAUUUCCACUGCGUGGUGGAAGAGUGCGGUGCGCUCUUCAGCACCGUGGAUGGAGCUGUGAAGCACGCCAAUUUCCAUUUCCGAACAGAAGGAGGCGCCGCGAAGGGAACCUCGGAGCACACCUUCCCGACUCCGGCAGAGAACAAGACCUCCAUCCCCCCUUCCUCUCCAUCCGCCACGUCCGCCAUUCUGGCCUCGGCCACGGAGGGGCCCACCGCGUGUCCGGCUAGCGUGCCGUCCGCUCCCACGCUCCUGGCCUGGAAACAGCUGGCUUCUACCAUGUCUCAGCUUCCCGUCUCGGGGCCCGGGCUGGCCACCUCCCCGAUGGCCACCACUUCCCUGGAGAACGCCAAGCCACAGGUCAAGCCAGGCUUCCUCCAGUUCCAAGAGAACGAUCCUUGCCUGGCCACGGACUGCAAGUAUGCCAACAAAUUCCACUUCCACUGUCUCUUUGGGAACUGCAAAUACGUGUGCAAAACCUCGGGGAAGGCCGAGUCCCACUGCCUCGACCACAUCAACCCCAACAACAACCUGGUGAACGUGCGCGAUCAGUUCGCUUAUUACUCCCUGCAGUGUCUCUGCCCAAACCAGCACUGUGAGUUCCGCAUGCGGGGGCAUUACCACUGCCUUCGCCCCGGCUGCUUCUUCGUGACCAACAUCACCACCAAGCUGCCGUGGCAUGUGAAGAAGCACGAGAAGGCUGAGCGGAGAGCCGCCAACGGUUUCAAGUACUUCACCAAGCGGGAAGAAUGCGGCAGGCUGGGCUGCAAAUACAACCAGGUCAACAGCCACUUCCACUGCAUCCGUGAGGGCUGCCAGUUCUCCUUUCUGCUGAAGCAUCAGAUGACGUCCCACGCCCGGAAGCACAUGAGGCGGAUGUUGGGGAAGAACUUUGACCGCGUUCCCACUCAGGUGACUCUCCCGGAGGAUUUGCUUCUCCGUCCCAGGGCUUCGGGGUUUUCAGGGACAGCAGUUGGAAGCAGGAAAGCCUCGGCUGUGUGGGCCAUCCAGCUCUGGCUGCCCCCCGCUUUCCACCAGCAGCUGCCCCCCCAGGCCUCCUGA
This is a messenger RNA of Notechis scutatus (mainland tiger snake), 1286 nucleotides long. The record is from RefSeq and is a predicted model, not a curated record. NCBI's taxonomy places the organism in Eukaryota, Metazoa, Chordata, Lepidosauria, Squamata, Elapidae.